AUGUCUCCCCUUGCCAAAAUCUUGCAAACUGGUUGCAGACAGGUGCUUCGGCCGAAAAGGAGUUGCGUUUAUGGCGUGAUUUUUGACAGUAUGUUUCACCAGCUGCCCAAACUUUCAGGCAACACGUCCCUGGAGGCGCAAAAUAACGCAGCUGCAACAGCAGAGGACAAAGAAAAAGAGAUGAUGGCAGCUUCCAAAGGAGGAGCCAGGGGUCUCCUUAAAUCCAGCCAGCAUCCGAGGCACCAAAGAGUGAAAAGCCUGAAAGAAAUGCCGGGACCGAAGUUCUUCUCCAAUCUGUUGGAGUUUUUCUGGAAGGGGGGGUUUGGACGCAUUCAUGAAAUCCAGCAAAAGCAUGCUCAAGAAUAUGGAAACAUUUUCAAGUCUCAUUUUGGUCCCCAACUAGUUGUAUCCAUUGCAGAUCGAGACAUGGUGGCCCAUGUUCUCCGGGAAGAAGGAUCCACGCCACAACGAGCUAAUAUGGAAUCCUGGCAGGAAUACAGGGAUCUACGAGGGAGAGCAACAGGACUUAUAUCUGCAGAGGGGGAACAAUGGCUAAAAAUGAGACGUGUACUAAGGCAAAAAAUGGUAAAACCCAAAGAUGUUGCCAUUUUUUCUGGAGGAGUUAAUGAAGUUAUUGCGGAUUUAAUUAAGAGAAUCCAUAUUCUUAGAAAUCAAGAAGAAGAUGGGGAAACCGUGACAAAUGUUAACAGCCUUUUUUUCAAGUAUUCAAUGGAAGGAGUGGCAACUAUUCUGUUUGAAUGCCGUUUGGGGUGCCUGGAAAACCACAUCCCUCAGGACACAGUGGAAUAUAUUGAAGCUUUGGAGUUGAUGUUCAGCAGUUUUAAAACUACCAUGUAUGUGGGAGCUAUUCCUAAAUGGCUUCGUCCAAUCAUUCCAAAACCUUGGAGAGAAUUCUGUAGAUCUUGGGAUGGUCUCUUUAAAUUCAGUCAAAUUCAUGUUGACAAUAGAUUAAAAGACAUAAAGUCUUUUUUAGACCAAGGAGAAGAGGUUGAUGGCGGACUUCUCACAACUCUGCUUAAGAGUAAAGAACUUACAGUGGAAGAAAUCUAUGCCAAUAUGACUGAAAUGCUUUUGGCAGGGGUUGAUACAACUUCCUUUACCUUAUCUUGGGCAACAUAUCUAUUAGCAAAGCACCCAGAAGUACAACAUUCUGUGUAUAAAGAGAUCAUCAGUAAACUGGGUAAAGACAAAGUCCCUGAUGCUGAUGAUAUCCCUAACUUGCCAAUGAUUAGAGCCCUUCUUAAAGAAACCUUGAGGUUAUUUCCAGUAUUACCAGGAAAUGGCAGAGUAACCCAGAAAGAUUUGAUUGUUGGUGGAUACUUGAUACCUAAAGGGACCCAGCUGGCUCUCUGUCAUUAUGCUACAUCGUAUCAGGAAGAGAAUUUUCCAUUAGCACAUGAUUUCCAGCCUGAACGAUGGCUAAGGAAAAGUAAUGUGGACAGGGUAGAUAAUUUUGGUUCUAUUCCCUUUGGUUAUGGUAUUCGGAGCUGUAUAGGAAAGAGAAUUGCUGAACUGGAAAUUCACCUUGCUCUAAUACAGCUACUUCAAAAUUUUGAAAUAAAAAUUUCUCCCAAAACUAAAUCCGUUCGUGCCAAAACCCAUGGACUACUGACUCCUGCAGAUUCCAUCAAUGUGAAAUUUGCAGACAGGAAAUGA
This is a messenger RNA of Eublepharis macularius, 1677 nucleotides long. RefSeq names its product cytochrome P450 27C1. The transcript is spliced from 9 exons. The record is from RefSeq and is a predicted model, not a curated record. Gene Ontology annotation, molecular function: monooxygenase activity; heme binding; iron ion binding. NCBI's taxonomy places the organism in Eukaryota, Metazoa, Chordata, Lepidosauria, Squamata, Eublepharidae. The coding region runs from base 1 to 1677 and encodes 558 amino acids. Gene Ontology annotation, cellular component: mitochondrial inner membrane. Gene Ontology annotation, biological process: cholesterol metabolic process; cortisol metabolic process; C21-steroid hormone biosynthetic process.